UCUGUCUCGCCUACUCUCCGAGGCGGGCAGAUGUCAACUGCUGUCGUGGACGGAGGCCUCAUUGUCUUUUCACCGAACCCUCCAAGAGUAUGGAUGCCUUUCGGGUUGUAGAUUUGCGAAGUGACACGGUCACCCAGCCAACUCUGGAGAUGCGACAGGCCAUGAAAGACGCCGUCGUUGGGGACGAUGUCUUUAAAGAGGAUCCCACAGUGAACGAGCUUGAAAGAGUUGUGGCCGAGUUGUUCGGGAAAGAAGCUGCGCUACUGGUACCUACACGGACGAUGGGAAACUUGGCUUCAGUAAUGACCCACUGCACCAAGAGAGGUCAAGAGAUCCUUGUCGGAGACUCAUCGCACAUUUUCCGGAAAGAACACGAAAGCGUUACCAAGAUUGCGGGGAUGCAGACUUGGGCGGUACCAACUGAGGCCAACGGCUCGCUUCGCAUCGAAGACCUGCUAUCCAGAGUGCGGCAAAGCGAGCUUCAACAACGUCCCCUACCUUCCUUGCUUUGCCUGGAGAACACGCACAAUGUCUGCGGUGGCACGGUCCUCCCCAUCGAGUAUCUCAACAAGGCAUCACAGUUCAGCAAACACAGCAAAAUCCCUAUUCACAUGGACGGAGCGAGACUCAUGAAUGCUGCCACCUACCUCGACCAACCGGUAGCCGAGAUUGUCAAGGGGUGCGACUCGGUCAUGAUGUGCCUAACUAAGGGACUGGCUUGCCCCGGUGGUUCUGUUGUUGCUGGUUCCAAGGAAUAUGUGCAAGGUGUGUCUCGAGCGCGCAAGGUACUCGGAGGGGCCAUGACUCAAGUUGGCAUCUUGGCUGCUGCGGGCCUCGUGGCCCUCAAGACAAUGGUGCCUCGGCUCCGCGAAGACCACGAGAACACUCAGCGACUUGCCAGAGGUGUGUGCCUUGAGCAAAACCCCUUCAUCAGCAUUAAUUUGAACACUGUUCAGACCAACAUCGCUAUCAUUGACUUCACAGACGAUCUGUCUCCCGUCACGUUCUGCGAACGUCUCCAAAAGGUGAGCCCCAGAGAACUCGAAGAUCUCGAUGAAGCGAUCGUCGUCAAGAUGCUUCCCUACGGCCCAACCAAAGCUCGAGCUGUGCUGCAUAAAGACAUCAGCACUGACGACGUGGACGCAGCCGUCACCAAAAUACGUUACAUUCUCAACGAGUUGUGCCGCCAUGUUCCUGCAUACUGAUCUUAGCCGGCAUGAACUGUACAGUCGCUUUUAAAGCUGUGUUCUUCAGUGCAGAUGUGAAAGCGGUGCUCUGGAGUGUGCCCCACAGAUCGCCCCUCCAGAGCCAACGGAUGUGUUAACCCGGGUACAGGGGAAUUAACCAUACAUCGACUUUGAGCCCUUCUCGUCUCAGGGAGUUCUUUUUUACCUCGUGAAAGUUCCAAGAGGCACUUGAAUGAGUAUGUAAACAGACCUAGGGCUUAGCAACCUCACCACAAUAGUGUACAUAAAAUGAACCGAGAGCUUGGAUGAGGCACUUUAAGGGUGAAGUAGUUGACACGUUGCUUGACCGUUCGUUGAAAACCAUCUGUGCAAAGCUGUUUAUCUGUGGGUUAUAUUUGUGACUAAAAUUGCGGGUUAGUAGCUUAAAAAAGUUACAGGUUCUGACGCUCUAACUUAUGUUUUAUAUGUAAUCAGUAUAGUAUAAAUGUGCCAAUUGCAUCGCUUGAGCACUGCCAUGAUUGAUACGAAAGUUUAGAUUAUGAAAGUAAGAUAACAUCAAUAAAAUAUAUUAUAUUUUUU
This is a messenger RNA of Ixodes scapularis (black-legged tick), 1766 nucleotides long. RefSeq names its product probable low-specificity L-threonine aldolase 2. The record is from RefSeq and is a predicted model, not a curated record. The coding region runs from base 90 to 1205 and encodes 371 amino acids. Lineage: Eukaryota; Metazoa; Arthropoda; Arachnida; Ixodida; Ixodidae. The transcript has 9 exons. Gene Ontology annotation, cellular component: cytosol. Gene Ontology annotation, biological process: L-threonine catabolic process; glycine biosynthetic process. Gene Ontology annotation, molecular function: L-allo-threonine aldolase activity.